AUGAGCGCCCCAGUUGCAUCGACCAACAGCGCGGCGAGCAAGCCCCCAGGGCACGAUAUAUUCUGUACCCCGGAAAACAGCGACUUCGUGUCCAAAGUCCCAUACCAGAGCCUCAGUAAAACCGACCACGAGAUCCGUCUCCUCAAGAUCCUACCCGACUCAGGAUCAGGCUUCGUCGAAUGUGAACUUCUACCAGCUGUGUCGCUUGCCACCGUCCACAACAAGUACCUCGCCUUAUCAUACUGCGCAGGCAGCGCAAAGAAUACCAAGCCCAUCAAAGUCAAUGGUGUCAAUUCGAAUGUGUUUGCCAACUUGCAACAUGCCUUGGCAUGCGCUCGCCACUAUUGGGAGUCACAUGCAGAGCUACCAGAGUUUCUGCUGUGGGUGGAUCAAAUAUGCAUCAACCAGUUUGAUGUAGCCGAAAGAUCCCAUCAAGUUGGAUUCAUGAGGGACAUCUAUAAGGAUGCGAAACGUACUCUCAUUUGUCUUUCUACUUCGGAGACGAACGGAGAUGGGAUGAGAUGGCUCACAAAGCCAAGUGUUAGAGCCGCGCAGAUGAUAACCGAGGAAGGAGCUGACAUUUUCACCAAAGAGCUCGAAACUGAGCAGUUCCAAAAAGGUCUGGCUCGGUUCUGCGAUAUUCUAGCUAGCCCGUGGUGGAGAAGAGCAUGGGUUUUCCAAGAGUUCAUGGUGUCGACGCACGCAACCUUUCUUUAUGGAAAGUAUGCUAUGCCUCACCAUUAUUUCGACGAAAUAAUAACUGAAACUUGUUUGAGACUUACCAUAGCUAAUGAAUAUUCUAAGGAUGAGCUCAAACCAUAUCUUUCACGGAUUCAACUUGCGCAAAUCAAUCCAUUGUACUUUUUUUCUAGCAAUGCGCACGAUCUCUUGGCGGCCAAACGACAAGAUCCUGUUCCGUCUGACUUGGAAAGCCUGCUUAGCUACACUGAAAAAUUCAGAGCAACUGAUGAAAGAGACAUAAUAUACUCAGUUCUUGGCCUCGCCAGCCCUGGCUAUGGGAUAACGCCAGACUACUCUCCCGGGAACGACAUGAGGAAGCUUCUAGUAGAAACUACGAAGAAGAUUAUAACUUUCAAGGAUAGUCUAUCCGUAUUGUCGCUCCUUAGUCCAGAUAUUGGCCCAGCUGACCAGAGAGGGCUCUUACCUUCCUGGGUAGUUGAUUGGCAUGACCCUAUUUGCCUCCCCACUAAACAGCAUUGGGAUACCAAGAGACCCGCGAUAGGCUAUUUUGCAGAACAUAGAAUUAUAGCUGGUUCUCUCGACGCUUCUUUCGUGCAACUUCCACCUCCAGAACGCCCAGAAACACUAAUAACAACCCUACAAGUCUGGGCAUUGCGCGUGGAGACCAAUUUUAAGACAGCGAUCCAGCCUGAGGGGUUGAAAGGUCAAUACGAAGGGUCUCAGCAUCACGAGAUAGAGACUCCUCUUCGAGUCGAAAGCGAUAAAGAGCUGUGGAUCCUUUGUGGCGCUCGCGACCCAUUUCUUUUGAGUCGGUAUGCGCAUGGAUAUCGAAUAUUUGCUACUGGACGUUGGAUAAGAAUUCUUUCUAAAACAGAGGGGGUGACGGAGUUUUCUGAGUUCAUGGAUGAUCAAGGAGUGUACGAUACGAACAAGAUGGAUUGGAAGAAGAUCACUAUCUUCUAA
Fusarium coffeatum is the source of this 1665-nucleotide messenger RNA. RefSeq lists its product as uncharacterized. Bases 1 to 1665 code for a protein of 554 amino acids. Lineage: Eukaryota; Fungi; Ascomycota; Sordariomycetes; Hypocreales; Nectriaceae. The transcript has a single exon. The record is from RefSeq and is a predicted model, not a curated record.